UAAUUAUAUUUGACAAACAAUAAAGAAAAAAAAUGAUAUCAAUUUACUGAUAUUGAUGGGGAGCAGUGGUGUAAGCAACCAAACAAAAGAGAAGCCGCCAUGGUUAGGGAUAUCGGAACCCAUCUCAUUGAGUGGACCAAGUCAAUAUGAUGUCGCCAAGACUCGAGAACUCGAGAAGUACUUGCAAGAAGCCGGUUUCUAUGAGAAUCAAGAGGAAGCAAUUAAUAUGGAGGAAGUGCUAGGCAGACUAGAUCAGAUUGUGAAGAUUUGGGUCAAAACCAUUAGCCGUGCGAAGGGAUUUAACGAACAAAUGGUGCAAGAAGCAAAUGCCAAAAUAUUUACUUUUGGGUCAUAUCGGUUAGGGGUGCAUGGCCCUGGAGCAGAUAUAGACACUCUUUGUGUGGGACCUAGACAUGCAACCAGAGAUGAAGAUUUCUUUGGUGAGCUACAUAAAAUGCUAUUUGAGAUGCCAGAAGUGAGUGAGAUGCACCCUGUGCCUGAUGCUCACGUUCCAGUGAUGAAUUUCAAGUUCAAUGGCAUCUCUAUAGAUCUCCUUUAUGCAAAUUUAUCUCUGUGGGUUAUUCCUGAAGACUUGGAUAUAUCACAGGAAGCAAUAUUACAAAAUGUAGACGAACAAAGUGUUCGCAGUCUUAAUGGUUGUAGAGUGACUGAUCAAAUCUUGCGUUUGGUUCCAAAUAUUCAGAAUUUUCGUACCACACUGAGAUGCAUGAAGUUAUGGGCUAAGCGUCGUGGCAUUUAUUCAAAUGUUGCAGGUUUUCUCGGUGGUGUAAACUGGGCAUUGCUUGUUGCUCGAAUCUGCCAGCUAUUUCCAAAUGCACUGCCUAAUAUGUUGGUGUCUCGAUUCUUUAGGGUAUAUACUCAGUGGCGUUGGCCAAACCCAGUUAUGCUAUGUGUUAUUGAAAAAGGAUCUCUUGGAUAUCAAGUUUGGGAUCCUAGAUGGAAUCCCAAGGAUAAAUUGCAUCUCAUGCCCAUUAUUACUCCUGCCUAUCCUUGCAUGAAUUCUAGCUACAAUGUGUCCUCAAGCACCUUGUGUGUUAUGACCGAGGAGUUUCAAAGAGGAGAUCAAAUAUGUGAGGCUAUGGAGGCUAACAAGGCUGAUUGGGACACUCUUUUUGAGUUCUAUCCCUUUUUUGAAGCUUAUAAGAAUUAUUUGCAGAUAGACAUUUCAGCUGACAAUGCUGAUGAUCUUAGAAAUUGGAAAGGAUGGGUUAAGUCUCGCUUGCGUCAGUUGACAUUGAAGAUUGAGAGGCACACUUACGGGAUGCUUCAGUGUCAUCCAAAUCCUGAUGAGUUUUCAGACAAAUCUAGACCUCUACACUGCUCUUACUUCAUGGGUUUGCACCGUAAGCAAGGAGUUCCUGUCAGCGAAGGCGAACAAUUUGACAUAAGACUAACUGUUGAAGAAUUUAAGCAUUCUGUCAAUCUGUACACUCUGUGGAAACCUAGAAUGGAUAUCUCCGUCUCCCAUGUGAAACGCCAUAAUAUACCUGCCUUUGUAUUUCCUGGUGGCGUUCGGCCUAACCGCCCAUCCAAAGUAACCUGGAAGAGUAAGCUUAGGACUUCCGGCCAUGAUGAUAGGAAGAGAAAGCAAGCAGAGGAUAGUGUGGAUGACUUUACCAAUUCCAAGCCCUUUUCAUCUUUGCCUCCCUCCAGCAGGGCAGUUCAUGAAGAUGGAAAUCCGGUCAGCAUUGCUAGUUCUUGCUCUGUGAAAUGUGAUGACAAAGAAGUCAACAGCAUGAGUGAACAAAAGAGUGAGAAACCUGAUUUUAAUUCAUCAGGGGAGAAUCCUUCUGGGGAUAGAGAGACCAAUGGAUCAGAGAAAUGCAACUCACAAUCAAACCCUGAGACUGUAGUAGCAGCAGAACCAGUGUUUUCUCAAAAGGAAAAUAGUAGUUCAACUCUUAUAUACUCUAAUGAGGGCUUGGAGGAGCUUGAGCCCGCUGAGCUGACAGCGCCAUUGUUAAGUGUGAAUCCUGCACCAGUGCCACAGCGGAAGCCCCUUAUUAGGUUGAAUUUCACAUCCCUGGGGAAAGCUGCUGACAAAAGUUCUUAAGACCCAUGAAAACUUUAGCUGCUUAAAAGCUGGGAUGUAAAUGCUUUUUAUAGGUCCUCUUUUUCCUAUGUGCAAUAAUGUUGAUAUUGCAAAUAAACAGUUAGAAGAACCUAGCGCCAUCCAUUUUCACUUUUUUGCAGCAUGAAAAACUGAUGAUAAUUUAAUAAGCGUCAUGCAAAUAAACUGUUGAUGUUUAACAUUUAUCCUCGACAAUAUUUUGAUAAUUUAAGGAACUAGAAAAAAUGAUGUUCUUAGACA
Molecule: messenger RNA, 2332 nt
Organism: Cicer arietinum (chickpea)
Lineage: Eukaryota; Viridiplantae; Streptophyta; Magnoliopsida; Fabales; Fabaceae
Product: nuclear poly(A) polymerase 1-like
Biological process (GO): RNA 3'-end processing
Cellular component (GO): nucleus
Molecular function (GO): poly(A) RNA polymerase activity; RNA binding
Source: RefSeq, a predicted model, not a curated record